AGUUGGAUAUGGCGGGAGUAGUGGCUGGGCAUGGCGCACUCCCUCUCACGCGCGCUAAUCCAGCUCCAGGGAAAUUAGGGUGCCACAAGAUCACCAUAGCUAUGGCAUCGCACAAUGCGAGUCUCGAUAAGAGGAAUCCAGCCCUGGUGAUCAGUCGUCGAGCGGCAUUCUCCUCGGCGGCAAUGCUUUCGCUGCCGCUCCUUGAGGCAAUUCUUUCGCGCAAGGCGGCGGCAUUGAUCGAGGCCGACGAUGACGAGGAGCUUCUGGAGAAGGUCAAGGGGGAUCGGCAGAAGCGGCUGGAGAAGCGAGAGACUUUGAUCGGUCUCAAGGAUGAAACAGCCUAUGUCCAGAAUGCUGUAUACCAGAUGAGCAAAGCUGGGCAAGCCAUCGAGAAGGACGAUUUUGUGGAAGCCAGCAACAUCCUUGGAGCUGCUGAUUGGGUGUCCAAGACUAAAGAGGCAUUUUCCAAGGUUUGCGGAAGAACACAAGAUCACAAGUCGAGCUUUACGUGUUUAUAUUCAAUGCAGGUGAGCAAGAAUUCCGAGCAACAAGGCCAAGCGGAGAUCUUCACCUCUUCUCUACAAACACUCCAAACUGCUGUUUCAAACAAGGAUGGACAAUCGGCCAAGGUCGCGUUUUUCACCUCCGCGACAGCGCUUGAAAAGUGGACGAGUUUGACCGGACUCACGGAACAAAUCAAAGGCCUGUAAAUCUAUGGAUCCUUCAAAGCAAAGUGUCGAAAGCUAAGUUUUU
Molecule: messenger RNA, 753 nt
Organism: Selaginella moellendorffii
Lineage: Eukaryota; Viridiplantae; Streptophyta; Lycopodiopsida; Selaginellales; Selaginellaceae
Product: thylakoid lumenal 16.5 kDa protein, chloroplastic
Exons: 3
Coding region: 9-710 (233 amino acids)
Biological process (GO): photosystem II repair
Source: RefSeq, a predicted model, not a curated record